GGUCCAAUCUUCCUGGGUGCAGAUCCUGGUCAUCGCUGCUUUGUUCCAGGAAACCUGACAUUCGUCACCAACCUCAGCUCUGUGAAUGACAGCGCCCCCUGGCGGCAGCAAAAGACAGAUCAGUGUCGAAUGCCGAUCCCUGGAGAAGUGAACUCCACUCAACCGUGUCAAUAUGGAUGGGUGUAUGGAGACACUUUCACUUCUACAUUCCUAACUCAGUGGGAUUUUGUCUGUGACCGGGCGUACCUCGUGGAUCUUAGUUCGUCUCUCUUCAUGGCCGGCAUGAUGAUUGGUUCCUUGUUCAUCAGCCCGCUUGCUGACAAAUUUGGCCGGAAGAAGAUCCUCCUGGGAGCAUUAUGGAUACAAGGUGCCCUCGGUGUCGGAGCUGCGUUUGUGAAUAACUACAUUGUGUUUAUGGUGAUCAGGUUUUUUCUGGGAGUGCUAAAUCAGACGAUUGGAUUAGUCGCUUAUGUAAUGGUCCCAGAGGCUUUCCCGUCUUCCAGUCGAACGAUGCCAUAUAUCGCUCUCUUCCUUUUCUGGGCGAGCGGAGUCAUGUCGCUCGCGUUGCUAGGAUACCUAAUCCGGGACUGGAGACAUCUAGAGCUGGCUAUAUCCAUUCCUAACUUCUUCACACUGCUGUAUUACUGGAUUUUACCAGAAUCCCUACCUUGGCUGAUGGCAAGGCACAGGUAUAAAGAAGCCGAAGCAGUCAUAAGGAAAGCCGCGAGGCUGAACAGAGUAACUCUGCCACCAGAGAUUAUGAAUCUGUCGUCUUCCUACACUUCCAUGGGACUGAUUACAGAGGAUCAUAAGAGACGCAAAACGAACGAUGAUAAAAAACAGAAUGGCUUGUCAAAGGCUUUGGUGUCAGAAGUGGGAUGUAAUAACAAACAGGCCAUGGGGACUUUGGUAUUUAGCACACACUUUGAAUCAGGAAAUGAUAGUACUGGCCAUACAGGGUUAACAAACGUAGCAGAGGUUGAUAAAAACGGACUUCACAAGAGCUCUGGUGCUGCAGUUUUGACAAAAUAUCACACCGCCUCAGAUCCUGAUGAUAUGAAAACUCUUCCGGGAAGUGCGUUUACCCCUCGCGUGAUUCCCACUCGUUCUUACACCGUAAUAGAUUUGUUCCGGACCCCACGUAUCAGGCUUUACUCUUUAAUUAUCUUUUAUUUAUGGCUGGUCACCAGUUUAAGUUACUUCGGGAUGAGUUUUUCGGUACCCUCUCUGCACGGAGACAUCUUCGUCAACCUGUUCAUCAGCGGAUUGGUAGAAGUUCCGGCCUACCUCAUAUGUAUGGCCAGUGUCGAAUGCCUUGGAAGACGACGUCCACUCUGUGUGUUCACGCUGGUGUGCGCCUGUGCCAGUAUUACAGCUAUAUUCAUACCCACCUCCACAGAUACUGGUACGGAUCUUACUUGGUUAAGAACAACUUUGGCGAUGAUCGGCAAAUUUGGGGUGACAGGCUCCUACGUCAUAGUCUACCUGUUUUGUCUAGAGAUUUUCCCUACCGUGGUCAGGAACCUUGGCAUUGGUAUUGCCGCAGCCUUUGAAACCGCUGGCGGUGUGGCAGCCCCGUUCAUUGCCUCUAGCGCAAAGACCAUCCCCCGACUUCCUCUCACAGUGUUCGGAGUGCUGACAAUAAUAGGUGGGGUGUUGUGUCUAGUCUUACCAGAGACGCAUCGUAAACCCCUUCCUGAAACCAUUGAGGAAGUCGAAGGCUGGGAUAGGAAAGCCGGACGGAAAGAUCAAGGGGAACAACACUGA
This is a messenger RNA of Liolophura sinensis, 1767 nucleotides long. RefSeq names its product organic cation transporter protein-like. The coding region runs from base 130 to 1767 and encodes 545 amino acids. Lineage: Eukaryota; Metazoa; Mollusca; Polyplacophora; Chitonida; Chitonidae. Gene Ontology annotation, molecular function: transmembrane transporter activity. The record is from RefSeq and is a predicted model, not a curated record. The transcript has 9 exons. Gene Ontology annotation, biological process: transmembrane transport. Gene Ontology annotation, cellular component: membrane.